UUCUUGGCCGGCUGUGCGCAGAGUUCCGGUUCGGGUGUUUAGAAGAAAACGAGCUAGUGUGAUCGGAGAUCGUUAACGGUGUUUCUGCUGGAGUUAAGACGUGGGCUGCGGCCAACAGUAACCCGGAAUAAAGAUCCGAAACGGAAACAACAAGUUGGAGUCAUUAGCAUCUCUUAGAAAAGGCAACAAAAGUGUGUUUUAUAGGUGUGGUGGCUUUUGUUGAGCCGUGGCGGUGCGACACGAACUAGUUUAGCCCAGCAGAAAGGCCCCGCGGCUGGCUGGACCCAGCUCGACACAGCAGCAGAGCGAGUCCACAUCCAGAAGGCUGGAGCCGUGUUUCACUGACAGGCUGUCAGACUAACGCCCUGAUGAGCUCAGCUGGGACAAACUGGUCUGAUGUUUAGGAACACAGAACGCUCAGAUGUUGGAGCUUCACGUCACCUACUGAGGAGCACCAGUAAAGAGACGGCGUCUGGACCAGACCACAUUUUUAACCGGACAGCCGGACCUAGGGCAAUACCCGACUCCCGUCGGGGCUCAAAGCGUCCUUUGACGUACUCACACUGGCAAACAGCUGUUUAUGAAAAGUUUUCUUUAACUCGUGAGAGCAGCGCACCGCACAGAAGCCGGCUCCUUCGCUCACGGGGAAAACGGCAGUACUGGUUUUUCAAAUUUAAGGAAGAAGGAAGAGCUCCUGAAGAACUGAGGCCUCCUUUGAACCAGAAGGACAUGGAGCCCCUCAACAUGAAGCAGGAAGAGGAGGAGCAGCUUGAUGAGAUUAAAACUGAUGCCACCAACAUUUCAUUCUCUGCAGUUUCUCAUCAGGUUAAGGAAGAAGGAAGAGAAGUUCUGUUGUCACAGUUUGAUCAGAACCAACCUAAAGACAGAGAUCUUCCAACCAGCAGCACCACUGACCAGAUGAAAGCAGAAAGUGGUAGAGAGGAUUAUGGAGGACCAGAAACUACCAGGAAUCCAGAUCUAAAUCUUUAUGAAUAUGAUUCUAACUCUUCAGAGACUGAAGUCAGCAAUGAUGAAGAUGAUGACCAGGAUGGCAACAAUUCUGACUGUCAGCUGAAACUCUUGUCAGAUUCUGAGCCAAACACCAAAGAUGAUAACAAAGACUGGAAGGAGAGCAGGUCUUCUAAAACACCUGUUAAGGCUGUCAAAUCUUUCAGCUGCCCAGAGUGUGGUGAACAGUUUCUCCAUGAGCGGUCUCUCCAGAAACACAUGAGAGUGACAAGUCAUACAGGACUGAAGUCUUCAAGCUGUUGUGUUGAUAAGAAACGUGUUAGAGUGAAGCAAAAUGUAGACUCUAGCAGGAAAGUUCAGACAAAACUAAAAUCAUUUAGUUGUGAUGACUGUGGAAAAAUUUUCAGCUGCAUAUCAUAUUUAAAUAUUCACAUGAGAGUUCACACAGGAGAGAAGCCUUUUGCUUGUGAGCUCUGUGAAAAAAGAUUUAGCCAAAAAACAAGUUGGAACAGUCACAUGAGAAUCCACACAGGACAGAAGCCUUUUGCUUGUGAGCUCUGUGGACAAAGAUUUACCCAAAAGGGAAAUUUAGACACUCACAUGAUAGUCCAUACAGGACAGAAGCCUUUUGCUUGUGAGCUCUGUGGACAAAAGUUUAGCCAAAAAACAAGUUUAAACAGUCACAUGGUAGUCCAUACAGGACAGAAGCCUUUUGCUUGUGAGCUCUGUGGACUAAGAUUUAGUGUAAAGUCAAGUUUAAACAGUCACAUGAGUGUCCAUACAAGACGGAAGCCUUUUGCUUGUGAGCUCUGUGGACAAAGAUUCACACUCAAGGGAAAUUUAGACAGACACAUGAGAGCCCAUACAGGACAGAAGCCUUUUUCUUGUGAGCUUUGUGGACAAAGAUUUACCCAAAAGGGAAAUUUAGACACUCACAUGAGAGUCCAUACAGGAGAAAGGCCUUUUGCUUGUGAGCUUUGUGGAAAAAAGUUUAGUCAUAAGACACAUUUUAACAGACACACUAGUGUCCACACAGGACAGAAGCCUUUUGCUUGUGAGCUCUGCGGACAAAGAUUUAGUGUAAAGUCAAGUUUAAACAGACACACGAGAGUCCACACAGGACAGAAACCUUUUGCCUGUGAGCUUUGUGGACAAAGGUUUACCCAAAAGGGACAUUUAAACAGACACACGAGAGUCCACACAGGACAGAAUUAAUAAACAUAAUUAAAAUAUACAUUUUGGGACUUCUAAGGGUGUUGCAUGAAAUGUGCUACUGAUCUGGAAGCUCUUUUAACUAAAAUGAAAGGCAGCAGUUUUAUUAAAUGUUGUGUUUUUGGAGAAGAAAAGGUUGAAAAUGAAAUGUUUGUUUGCCACUAAAGUGUUUUAUUAAAUCUCUUUGUUCACUAUUCAGUUUGUUGUUCGCUUUUUCUGGAGUUUAAACGUAAAUGCUGAUGUUUUGCAAAGUGAGAAGGCUCGCCAUUUAAGUCGCCAGAUUAAUCGAA
Nothobranchius furzeri (turquoise killifish) is the source of this 2471-nucleotide messenger RNA. The record is from RefSeq and is a predicted model, not a curated record. NCBI's taxonomy places the organism in Eukaryota, Metazoa, Chordata, Actinopteri, Cyprinodontiformes, Nothobranchiidae.